Messenger RNA from Colletotrichum truncatum, 954 nucleotides. The record is from RefSeq and is a predicted model, not a curated record. Lineage: Eukaryota; Fungi; Ascomycota; Sordariomycetes; Glomerellales; Glomerellaceae.
AUGAAGGCCACCGCCGUUCUUUGCCUCCUCCCCGCCGUCUCGGCCUUCUGCCACCACGGCACCAGCCUUUUCAAGAGAGCCGAGGGCAAGUACAACUUCGACGGCCUCAGCGGCCCUCUCAACUGGCAUUCCUUGUCCGCCGAUAACGCUGCCUGCGCUCUCGGCAAGAACCAGUCCCCUAUCAACGUUCUCAACUCCAACACCAAGCAAGUCAAGGGCUCCACCAUCACCUUCAAGCCCGAAAACUACCCCGAUGGCCACGAGCUGGAGAACCUCAACGGCGUCUUCGAGGUCCGCGCCAACGGAACCAUGGAAAACGGCGGCAAGACCUACGCUCUUCGACAGUUCCACUUCCACACCCCCAGCGAGCACCGUCUGAACGGCGAGCACUUUGCUUUGGAGGUUCACUUUGUCUGGGAGGCUCAGGUUGGCAAUGGUGAGUCCGAUAUAACAGUGAAGCGAUCAAGGCAGACAGGUAUUAACACAGGUUCAGGUUCCUCUCUCGCUGUUGUCGGCUUCCUCAUCGAGCUCGGUGAGAAGACUGACCCUCUCCUGGCCGCUGUCUUCAAGAACGCAAACAAGGCCAGAGAGGUCGGCCAGCACGCCCCCACAGGUCCUUUGGACUUCAGCGGCCUCUCCCGUCACCUCUCCAGGAGCACCGUCUACCAGUACUCCGGAUCUCUCACCACUCCUCCCUGCACCGAGUCUAUUGCCUGGAACGUUGUUGGAACCCCCAUCACCAUCGACCUCGCCACCUACAAGACGGUUAAGAGCAUCUUGAAGUUCAACUCCCGCUACACCCAGAACACCCCUGGCGAGAUGAACCUGUUGGAGAACGCCAUGACCAGCCUGCAGAAGAUCAUUGGCGCUCAAGACAAUGCCGAGCCUGUUCCCUCCAAGGCUCCUUGCAAGAAAGCCAAGAGACAAUCCGUUGACGCCGUUCGCAAUGAUUAA